This is a messenger RNA of Emys orbicularis (European pond turtle), 498 nucleotides long. RefSeq names its product placental growth factor (gene PGF). NCBI's taxonomy places the organism in Eukaryota, Metazoa, Chordata, Testudines, Emydidae. Gene Ontology annotation, molecular function: vascular endothelial growth factor receptor binding; chemoattractant activity; growth factor activity. The coding region runs from base 1 to 498 and encodes 165 amino acids. Gene Ontology annotation, cellular component: membrane. The record is from RefSeq and is a predicted model, not a curated record. The transcript has 7 exons. Gene Ontology annotation, biological process: positive regulation of angiogenesis; response to hypoxia; positive regulation of endothelial cell proliferation.
AUGCAGCUUCUCAGCAGUUUCCUGAAACUUCUUGUGGCUCUUGCGCUGCAGGCAUCACACACUCAGCAGUGGGACAGGUUCAGCAGAAACAGCACCUCAGAAGGGCAAGUCCUGCCCUUCCAGGAAGUUUGGGGCCGCAGCUUCUGUCGGCCCUUUGAGAUGCUGGUGGAUAUUGUGUCCGAGUACCCCAGUGAGGUGGAGCACAUGUUCAGCCCUUCCUGCAUCUCCCUGCAACGCUGCACCGGCUGCUGCGGAGACGAGACACUGCAGUGUGUCCCAGUGGAGACGGCCAAUGUCACCAUGCAGCUCCUGAAGAUGAAGCCAGCGGGGCAGGUGCCCUAUGUGGAACUGUCCUUUACAGAGCACAGGCAGUGCGAGUGCAGGCCUCGGCGGGAUACACUGAAGUCAGGAAGGAGGAGACCCAAGGGCCAAGGCAAGAGGAAACGAGAGAAGCAGCGACCUAAAGGCUGUGAUCUAUGUGCCAUUCCACGCAGGUAG